Zymoseptoria tritici IPO323 is the source of this 2203-nucleotide messenger RNA. RefSeq lists its product as uncharacterized. Gene Ontology annotation, molecular function: methylcrotonoyl-CoA carboxylase activity; metal ion binding; ATP binding. The coding region runs from base 50 to 2203 and encodes 717 amino acids. The transcript has a single exon. NCBI's taxonomy places the organism in Eukaryota, Fungi, Ascomycota, Dothideomycetes, Mycosphaerellales, Mycosphaerellaceae. The record is from RefSeq and is a predicted model, not a curated record. Gene Ontology annotation, cellular component: mitochondrion.
CAUGGAGCGAGCUUGCCGUUGAUUGUAUUGCUACAUCCUCACAAUCACAAUGCGUACAGUGUCUUCGGCCGCCAGAUUCCGAGCGUUGCGUGCAUCCGUCAACACAUCCUUGCCGCGAACUGGACAGCGAUGGAAUUCCACAGCGUCUGCGGCACGCGAUCAGGCUCCGGAGCCAUUGAAGUCCAUUCUGAUCGCCAACAGAGGAGAAAUUGCACUCCGAGUUGGAAGAACGGCGUCUCAAUACGGUAUCCGAACCACCACUCUCUACACGGAUCCGGAUCGGCACAGUCAGCAUGCCUUGAGCUCUCCCUUCGCAGUCAACUUGGGCAGCACAGAUCAAUAUCUCAACGGCACUCGUAUCAUCCAAGUCGCCAAGGAGCAGGGCUGUCAGGCGAUUCACCCGGGCUAUGGCUUCCUCAGCGAGAAUGCCGAUUUUGCCAAAGCAUGUACCGACGCCGGCGUCAAAUUCAUCGGACCACCUCACAAGGCCAUCGAAGCAAUGGGCGACAAGAGCCGCAGCAAAGAGAUCAUGAUUGAUGCUGGCGUACCAUGUAUCCCGGGCUAUCACGGAUCGAACCAAGAUCCCAAGUUUCUGGAAGCAGAAGCCGAGAAAAUGGGCUACCCGGUAUUGCUGAAAGCCGUCAAAGGCGGCGGUGGAAAAGGUAUGCGUAUUGUUAUGCAGGCAGAAGAGUUUCAUCAGCAGCUUGACUCGGCCAAGUCGGAAGCCAGGAGUUCGUUCGGAGACGAUGUGAUGUUGGUCGAGAAGUACAUCACCACGCCGCGUCACAUUGAAGUCCAAGUGUUCGCCGAUCAGCACGGGAAUUGUGUUGCAUUGGGCGAACGUGAUUGCAGUAUCCAGCGACGACAUCAGAAGGUGUUGGAAGAGUCUCCUGCACCCAACCUUGCCGAGGAUAUUCGACAGGAUUUGUGGGAGAAGGCACGACAGGCUGCGCUUGCUGUGGGUUAUGAGGGUGCGGGAACCGUAGAGUUCAUUUUCGACAACGACUCGGGCGAAUUCUUCUUCAUGGAAAUGAAUACGAGGUUACAAGUCGAGCAUCCGGUCACCGAGAUGGUCACAGGCGAAGACCUUGUACGCUGGCAGAUCAUCGUCGCCGAGGGUGGCAAGCUUCCUCUCACACAGGCAGAGGUCGAGGAGAGAAUCAGAAGUCGUGGCCAUGCCAUUGAAGCACGCAUCUACGCGGAGGAUCCCAGCAUGAACUUCAUCCCGUCCACUGGCAAGUUGCUUCACCUCCGGACACCCGCAGAAUCGGAGAGUGUUCGCAUCGAUGCCGGAUUUGUGGAAGGUGAUGAAGUAUCCAGCCAUUACGAUCCCAUGAUCGCUAAGCUCAUCGUCAGCGGACCUGACCGGACUGCCGCUUUACAGAAGAUGGUGACCGCUCUGGAACAGUACGAAAUCGCUGGGCCUACCACCAAUAUUGAGUUCUGCAAGAAAGUCUGCCUCAGCCCAGACUUCAUCGCGGGCAACGUCGAGACUGGCUACAUCCCGAAGCAUCACGAUGAGCUAUUUGUGGAGGAGCCAGUGACCGACGAGAUCUGGGCCCAAGCUGCCAUUGGAUUGUACGAGGCAGACCUUGCGAAGCACCGCUCUCCUCAACUCCCCGUGCAAACGAUCGGGUUUGGCAACGCUCCACAGCCGAGAACAUUCAACCUCGCGCAAACCUACACAGACCCGCAGAAAACUCCAAAACCAGUCCCAGUACAAGUUCUGAAGACUGAGGGAGGCACUUAUCACGUCACGGUGAACUCGAAUACCUAUGCGAUCACAUCAACCUACAACCUACACACUCACAGCCUAUCAACAUUUUUCCCUCACACUCGGCUUGACUCGACACUUGUGCUAUCUCCCGAAGCAGAGUCGACAUCUCUCUCCCUAUUCUCACAAGGUCGCCAACACCGCUUACACCUGGUUCUGCCUCCUUGGGCCGAGAAAGCAUUGGGUCUGAAAGACGUGGCCAACUCGGUUCUUGCGCCGAUGCCGUGCAAGGUGUUGAGAGUGAUGUGCAAAGAAGGCGACGAGGUGAAGAAGAAUCAGCCUCUAAUCGUGAUUGAGAGCAUGAAGAUGGAGACUGUGAUUCGUGCACCGGCGGACGGAAAAGUCAGCAAGGUGGUGUUGAAGGAGGGCGAUAUGGCUAAGGCAGGCCGGGCGCUGGUGGAAUUCGAAGAGGGAGAGACGGAGUCGUGA